Molecule: messenger RNA, 2808 nt
Organism: Saccharomycopsis crataegensis
Lineage: Eukaryota; Fungi; Ascomycota; Saccharomycetes; Ascoideales; Saccharomycopsidaceae
Product: transient receptor potential ion channel family protein
Exons: 1
Coding region: 1-2808 (935 amino acids)
Biological process (GO): fungal-type cell wall biogenesis; transmembrane transport
Cellular component (GO): membrane
Source: RefSeq, a predicted model, not a curated record
AUGAUCCCCCUAAAUCUUUUUCUAUUUUGCAUACUAUACUUCUCAAGCUUGGUAUGGUCUACUUCCACCAGUAUUGACUCUACUGGGUCGUUCAACUGCGCUAGUGAUGCAAAUCUGGCUGUUAUUAAGGUGACGGAUUUUGUGUUCAAAUUUGACAGUGUCUCUCAUUCUGUCUACUAUUCGGCAACCGGUACCGCAUCAGAAACCGUUAAUGCUACGGCCAAGAUCUCUUUAUUCAUGUAUGGGAUCAACGUUGCCAAUAAUGAGGUGAAAUUCUGUGAAGAUGGCGUUAGUGAGUUAUGUCCAAUCACCAAGAAUACUGAUGUCACCAUCACUGGGAACCAUACCGUCCCAGAAUCCUACGUCUCUUCGAUUUCUACUUUGGCCUAUACCAUUCCUGACUUGGAGGGCCAGAUAUAUAUAGAGCUAUACGAUGUUGAUGAUGAAACUAAUCAGUUGGGGUGUUUUAGAUCCGAUAUUACUAACGGAAAUACUACUGAAGUGGCCAGUGCUAAAUGGGGUACUGCCGUCGCCGCCAUCAUCGCCUUGGUGGUCGCCAUGUCCACCUCUGCCACCUCUCAAGCUGGCGGAGGAGCCACUGCUCCAACUGAUGGCGGGGCCAGUAAUGCUGCUGCUGCUGGUACCACUGCCGCUGGUGGUAAGGCUGCCGCAACGGCUGCUGCCCCAACAUCAGGCCCAGGUACCAAUGUCGCAGCAGGAGGUUUUCAUGCCCCAGGGGUUAAUAUUUUGGUUGGAUGGCUACAAACCAUGUCGAUAAAUGGGGUAUACUCUGUCGAUUAUCCAAAAGUGUAUCGUUCAUUCACCAGGAAUUUCAGCUGGACUUGUGGGGUUCUAGAAUGGACAAGCAUGGAAAAAUCCAUCGAUAGUAUGAGAUCACGUACCGGUGGUAAUUUGACGGAAUCUAGUGUUGAAGUGCUCCAAAACACCACGUUAUAUGAGGAUCCAUUGACUAGUUCAUCAUUGCUGGCUCUUAGUAGUAUAUCACUGAAUUCCACAUCUAAGCGAGCGGUGGAAGAAAUGGUGAAAAGGUACGACCAUGCUAAUGGAUAUUUUACCAUCAUUAAAAAACGAUCAAGUAUACCUACAACCUCCAGCAGUACUACAUCAGUCGGAACAUACUCUAAAUACGUGACAGGGAUCGAAGCAUACCUUGAAAAGAACAAUAUUCCUUUCACGAAUGGGUUUGUGACUUUGCUAAUCUGGUGGUGUAUUAUUGUUGCUGGGAUUGUAUUCUUCAUGCUUGUGUUCAAAUAUUCUCUCGAGUUAUACUAUACUGAAAAAAGAGUGAAGGAAAUGGAGCGUAGAUUGGAGGAAUAUGAAAGCACAAGUGCCAAUCAAACUCAAGAUCUGGAUUAUGAUGCCAAUCAAAGAAAGAUGUCCAAAAGUUCGGCAAUUUUUAGAAGAUUGUCAUUACGCGAUGCUUCAGCACUCCGUUCUAAUUCCAUAUUCAGCAGAUCUUCCAGACCUCCAACUAAGCCAAAGUUUCAAGGUUACAGAGAAAACUACAGAAACUAUCUUCGGAUCACUCUCAUUAGAGUGAUUGUUAUUCUAUAUGGGGUAUGGGUGCUUCUUUCGCUCUAUCAAUUCCGGAUUAAGGAUUCCUGGGCGACGAUUCUCUUAGCAGCAUUGACAUUUUCUAUCUUUACAUUCAUCUUGAUGGCAUUUGCCCUUCGUAUUUGGUAUUUGGCAUACAUUGCUAGCAAAAAGCAGGCUGCUGCUGAUGAAGAAGAACAGGUCAAUGGUCGAAGAUUUAGUACCCUUAGCGGCGCCCAUAGUUUAUUCCAUCAUAAGCCUUGGAUCAGCAGGUAUGGUGUGUUCUAUGAUGAGUUCAAAGUUGAUUUUUGGUGGGUGUUCAUGAUUAUCUUCCUUGCGGUGUUUGGAAGAAACGCGUUUAUUGCCUUGGGUGUUGGCCAUCCGUUGAUCCAGAUCUUUGGGCAAUUGGCCAUCGACGUGGUAUUAUGCGUAUUUUUCUGUAUAUACACUCCGUUCAAUACCAAAAUGGGCAAUGGUUUGAAUAUUAUCAUUCAAGUGGUCCGCAUCGUCAGUUUGAUCUUGACCUUCUUGUUCACCGAUGUGGUUUCAAUGAGCAGAAUUAAGUCCACGGUGGUGGGGUUCGUGCUUAUUGCGUUGCAAUCUUCAUUAACGGUUAUCUUGGUGUUACUUAUCUUGGCGAAUGCUUGCAAAGGGAUGCUCAAUACUCACUGGCAAAACACCAAGCAGAAGCGAAGAGAUAAGAGAGCUCUUAAAUUAGCUUUGAAGAAUCAAGAGAAAAGACCAAUCGAGGAAGAUGUUGAUCUUUUGGAUUUGGGCAAUGAUGAAGGAGACAUGCAAAAUAAGAACAGUAUCAAACUCAUUGAUUUAGAUAGUCCAACGGGUAGUGACUUCGAUGAGUAUGAUGAUGCCAGGGAUGGUAGUGGGUCAUUUAUGGAUUUCAGAGGCCCAGACCGUCCUCGCCGUGGUAGCAUAUUUGUCGAAGAUCCGAAUUUGAGCCAAUAUCAUCAUCAUGAUCAUUCAAAUCAAAAUGUUUUCAGUGAUAAUUUUGCCAUUGAUUCGGGCUCAAUAAGUAAUAAAAGCAGAAUAACCGCCGUGGAUCCGUUUAAAACUUCAUCAAGGGAUGACGACGAGUUUGAUUUUAUCGAUUUUGAGCAGGUCACAAAGCCAUCAGAUAAAGAAGGCACCAAAGGACUUGGAAAAGAUAUUAUUGAAGAUGGAUUCAAAUUAAACUACGAAAUUGAUGAUGGCAAAGAAGAUAGUGAUGAUGAGAGGAGAUUAUUGAGAAAUACCUAA